Quercus robur (English oak) is the source of this 447-nucleotide messenger RNA. Its product is annotated as putative pentatricopeptide repeat-containing protein At1g12700, mitochondrial. Gene Ontology annotation, molecular function: protein binding. Lineage: Eukaryota; Viridiplantae; Streptophyta; Magnoliopsida; Fagales; Fagaceae. The record is from RefSeq and is a predicted model, not a curated record. Bases 1 to 447 code for a protein of 148 amino acids. The transcript has a single exon.
AUGGCAUUGUUUCAGGAGAUGAAAGACAAAAGGUUGGACUGUGAUAUUGUGAUAUAUAACAUCUUGAUCGAUGGUUUCUGCAAUGUUGUGGAACUUAAGACUGCAAGAGAAAUCUUUAGUGGUCUUCCAGCAAAAGGAUUGCAACCUAAUGUCCAAACUUACAAUAUAAUGAUCAAAGGAUUUUGCAAGAAUGGACUAGUUGAUGAAGCGAAUGAGCUGCUUGAGAAAAUGGAUAGCAACGGUUGUUCACCUAACGAGCGAACGUAUAACACAAUAAUUCAAGGGUUAUUGCAACAUAGUGAGACAUCAAAGGCAACAAAAUAUCUCAAAAUAAUGGUUAAAAAGGGUUUUUCAGCAAAUGCGACCACUGCAACCAUGUUUAUUGACUUGCUGUCAUCAAAUCAAGUAGAUGAAAAUAUUCAAGAAUUGCUUCCGAAGUUCAUGUGA